UCGGCCGCUGCCGCCCCUGCAACUGCUGUCGUCUCUGCCACCUGCCGCGGCCGGGUCUCUUCCCGGGAUUUGUUCACUUCUCCCUCGUUCCCUAUCGCGCCCAUGGUCCCUCCUGCAGCCGGGACGGCGGGCCCGGCGGCUCCGGCGUGGUGAGAGGCUGGUCCGGGGACGAUGAAGGCCCUGCACUGCGGCAGCUGUUCCAGCCGCCUGCUGGCCUCCGCCCUCUUGCUGUUGCUACUCCUACCAGGGCUACGAGGGCCUUUAGCGGUACUGCUGCAGGCGGCCGAGGCCGCUCCGGACUCCGGCCCUCGCGACCGUGGGCUGCGGACCCUGUCCCCGCUUCCGCCUGGCCCCACUGCCGUUCGCUCUCCGGGCCGCGCUCGGGCCGAAGCCGCGGCCCCGCGGAGCGCCGAGGGCGGCAAUGGCAGCAGCCCCGGGGCGGUGCCUGCGGCAGAUAACCUAGCAGGGAAGGCGGGGGCAGAAGGCCCGAUGGGUAGCGCUGGGAGCACCAGCUCCGGCGAGAAGCCCAUGACCCAGCGGGCCCUGACCGUAUUGAUGGUGGUGAGCGGCGUGGUGCUGGUGUACUUCGUCGUCAGGACUGUCAGGAUGAGGAGAAGAAACCGAAAGACUAGGCGAUAUGGAGUUCUGGAUACCAACAUAGAAAACAUGGAACUGACACCUUUGGAACAAGAUGAUGAGGAUGAUGAUAACACACUGUUUGAUGCCAAUCAUCCUCGAAGAUAAGACUGUGCCUUUUGAUGAGAAGAUUUCAUCUUUCUACAAUGAAGAGCAGAAUUUUUAUGUUUAAGGAAUAAGAAGCCACUUUAUCAAUGGGGGGGUAUUUAAGUUAUAUAUAUUAUGACAACUUUUAAUUUGUUAUUGCCAUAAAUACUGUAUCAUUACUAUGUUUUGUAUAUAUAGAAGUGCUCUUAAUGGGCUUAGAGUUAUUUGGAGUAAACUGUACUAUAAUAGAAAUCUGUUUGAAAAUUACCUUAAAGCAGGGUGUUCUCUGAUCAGUUUUUGUUUCCUGCUUAUUAUAUUGUUGGAAACUGUUUUAUAAACUAAAGAUUUGCUUUGUUUUGUUUUUGCUGAUUAAUUCUUUUUUUCCUGGAACUGUAAGUUCCAACAACUAACUGGUGUAUAAAAAAAUUUAAAAAUUUCUUUAUCAAGAUAUAUUUCCCAUUUUUGUGGGGAAAAGAAGCCAAAUUUAUUACUUUGCCUUUGGGUCUUUUAAAUAUUGAUAAAUGUCUGAGUUAUAU
Molecule: messenger RNA, 1259 nt
Organism: Pteronotus mesoamericanus
Lineage: Eukaryota; Metazoa; Chordata; Mammalia; Chiroptera; Mormoopidae
Gene: FAM174A
Product: family with sequence similarity 174 member A
Exons: 3
Coding region: 172-744 (190 amino acids)
Source: RefSeq, a predicted model, not a curated record